Molecule: messenger RNA, 1023 nt
Organism: Lasiosphaeria miniovina
Lineage: Eukaryota; Fungi; Ascomycota; Sordariomycetes; Sordariales; Lasiosphaeriaceae
Product: PUA-like domain-containing protein
Exons: 2
Source: RefSeq, a predicted model, not a curated record
GAGUCGCUGCUGAAGCUGUCGGACUCGGUGCGGCGGUGGCUCUCGGAGGCGGGGCACUCGGGCCCGGACUCGGACCGGCUGACUAUGUUCCUCGAGAACGCGCUGGCCGAGGAGGCGCGCGGCGUGUCGCCCAUCGGCUUCGAGGCCAUCAAGCUGGCGCGCCUGGACAAGAUGGUGGCGGAGCUGGUCGACUGCGCCAAGCGCGGCACCAUCGUGUCGGCCAAGUGCCUCAGCGACUCGGCCGCCGCCGACAGCCUGCUGCGCGCCUGGCGCGCCCGCUUCAAGGCCCAGUACUUCAUGAUGGACGAGAUCCGCACCGCGGACCUGGCCACCACUGGCCGCCUCGAGGGCGUCGCCUUUGUUGCCCCGGCCCCCGGAGCCCCCGGCGCCUGGAAGGUGACGGACCCAAACCCCAGGCCGCACCUCGGGAGCAAUCUCAAUCUCAACUUUGAAGCCGGGUACUGGGCCUUGAACAUCGCGUGCGCGCACCGCGAUAGUCUGGUUGCCAGUGAUUCUCAAAAAGUCACGACGGGAAAAUACGGCCUUUCAACGUUGCCCUUGCUGACGGGAAAAGAGGACCUCUUCGAAGGCAACCAGUUGAGAUACACCUUUGAGGGAACCCUGAAGGACAUGCACGUCUCGCUCAUGACGAAGGUCGGAAGACAGAUUCGCAUCUUGAGGGGGUACCAGCUGAGGAGUCCCCACGCCCCGUCGGCCGGCGUUCGCUAUGAUGGCUUGUGGAAACUCACGAACUACCGCCACAAGCUCGACCUCAGCACGGAGAUAUACCGCCUUGAGCUGACGCUGGCGCGCGUCGACGGCCAGCCUCCCAUGUCGGAACUCGCCAGGAUCCCCACGCCGUCGCAGCUCGACGACUGGCACCUGUACGAGAAGCUCGAGGCGGACAAGAUCAGGCAGGCCACGGGCGAGCAGAUGGCCUUCCAGUGGAAGGUGCAGAAGGAAGCCGACCGGCUGGAGCGCGAGCAGUGGAAGCGCGUCCGCGAGUUCAGGUCGAGCAUCAGC